UGGGUUUCCACCUGGCCGAGCAGGCCUCCUUUGGCUGCUGUUACCUGGCUACUCUCAUCACUAAUUCAGCAGCACCUAGGGUCCCAACUCUCUCUCUGGCCAGCUAGGGCAGCAUACACCAGGACUCACGGAGGACCACCAACCCAGAGCUGAGGCCGAUGCAGAACGGAGAAGAGAUGAGCCCGCUAGCGCAGGACAGCAACAAGGCCGGAGGGCCGGCUUCAGAGGAAGAGGAGAAGAGCCAGACACAUGGGGGUGUGGAGCCCUCAGCUCCGCCGCUGCCCCCCUCAGACCCACCUCCGCCUGGGCCGCCUGAGUACCCAAGGCCCAGGCUCGUCUUCCACACCCAGUUGGCCCAUGGCAGCCCUACAGGCCGCAUCCAUGGCUUCACCAAUGUCAAGGAGUUGUAUGCCAAGAUUGCUGAGGUGUUUCAUAUCUCUCCCUCGGAGAUCCUUUUCUGCACUCUGAACUCCCACAAGGUGGAUAUGCAGAAGCUGUUAGGUGGUCAGAUCGGCCUGGAGGACUUCAUCUUCGCCCACGUCAGGGGCGAGACCAAAGAGGUGGAGGUCACCAAGACGGAGGACGCCCUCGGGCUGACCAUCACUGACAACGGAGCAGGGUACGCUUUCAUUAAGAGGAUAAAGGAAGAUAGCACCAUUGACCAGCUCAAGACUGUAUGCGUGGGCGAUCACAUUGAAGCCAUCAAUGACCAGAGCAUUGUCGGGUGUCGGCACUAUGAAGUAGCUAAGAUGCUAAAGGAGCAACCAAGGGGAACACCCUUCACACUACGUUUGGUGGGGCCCAAGAAAGCCUUUGAUAUGAUCGGCAUGAGGACCAGGGCACCCAAGUCGAGUGAGGGUAAGAUGGUGAAUGGGAAGGAGACCCUGCGUCUGCGCUCCAAGGGGUCAGCUACAGUCCAGGAAGUGCCGAAUGAGUUUGAGGAGAGAGCCACCAAGAAAGUGGAUGAUCUACUGGAGAGCUACAUGGGUAUUCGAGACCUUGACUUAGCGACCACCAUCGUGGAGGCCGGAAAAGACAAGAUGAACCCAGAUGACUUUGCUGAGGCUAUGGAUUCAGUGUUGGGGGACUUUGCCUUCCCAGAUGUCUUCUUGUUUGAUGUGUGGGGUGCCAUUGGAGAUGUGAAGGAUGACAGAAUGUAGAGGUGUCAGUCAGUCAUUACCGUUUUCAUGUCUUUCAAACAUUUCUAUUUUACAAUAGUCAUCUCAAUGGCCGUAUUAGAUGGUUAACGCAGGCCUACUCAGCCAUUCUUCCCCAAACAAUUUUCUAUGUAUUUCAAUUACUUUGGUAUGAAACAAGUUCCUCCCGAAUACGUUAAGUUUAGAAUGACAUUUCAUAAGUGGGUUACGUAAUCUUUGUGGUGGGCAUUGUGUUGUUUGUGUUCUUGGAUACUGCUCAGGGCUCACCAUACUAGAGGGAAAUAUCCAUGUUAUGUCAUUAAUGUGUACAAAACCCAAUCACUGUUGUCCAUGGGCACAUGCAUGUGAACAUACUGUAUAUUUAUACAGACAAUAGAGGAAGUUAUCGGCCAUCCAUCUCUGAAACCAGGAAGUGAGUUAAGAGCUUGUUUGUUCCAGAUACAGAGGGACCAGGAUACGAUCAGAGAUCAAAGAGUUGACCCUUGGGUGGCACCAUUAGUGCGGCGUUUCAUAUUUCACCAGCAUGGUUGAGAAACCACCAUUGCGGCCAUUUUGAAUCAAAGCACUCCCCAUACAUUAGUUAUGCAAUAGUGAACUGAUUGAUUUAGCCUUCUUAACAAAGAAGGCUGGAGUGUUAAAUUGGGUAUUUGGCCAAGACAUCAAGGUGCAUCCUUAUACAAUGUGUAUUUGCAUCGUCAUUUCAAAUACCCAGAGUGAUGAGAGUUCAGUAUAAUGCCUCACUUUGAGAACAGCUCCCCCAUUACACAGUAUCCCCACCAGUGUUGUCAUUCAUUUCAUCCAAAUGGAUGAUUGCCCUGUACAGACUCACCCAGCAACAGGUAACUUAGAAGUCAGUAGUGAUCUUCUUAACAUCUGAGAAAUAACCAUUUUUUUCUUCCAGAAAUGACCCUUGGAAAGAUGUCAAAUUGAUACUGAUAUGCUAGAAUUCCCUAAAGUUGUUCUACGGCCAUACCAAGCAUUACAAUGUCCUCUUAUAGGAAACACAACCCAUAAGUUUCCUACGGUGAAGGAAUUGAGUCAACAUAUUUCAAAUACAAAGGCUACUCUGACUCACAACCAGGAAAUGAGUUGUGCAGACCUUAGAAUACAAGCAUUUUGCUACGAUCGCAAUAACAUCUGCUAACCAUGUGUAUGUGACCAAUAAAAUGUGAUUUAUGAUUUGAAAUGGGAAAAACAUGAUUUCAAGAUGAAUGGUGAAGAAAGUUAGAAAAACAUGUCUGAAACUUCCUGUUUAAUUGCAGAGUAUUUUUUCCAUGAUUCUAUCUUGUUUGCCUGAAAAAGGAGUCUUUGUAUGUUAUCUAUCAUGUACUCACAUAUUUUGUUCUCAAAGGCUUUUCAUUUCAAGUAUUCAUAAUGCAGGAUUUUCUUCAUCAAAUACGACUUUUAUAUUAUGAUUCAGUGUUGUUUUAGAAACAGAAUGUAAAUAAGAGUUAUUUGAAUUGUCAAAUAUGUGUGAAAAGUUCAGAGAUAAAUACGUUUUGAAUCCUAAACGUAUAAAGACAAAUGACAUGUAAUCUUGACUUGACCAGAAGAUCAGCAUAAUGUUGUGUGGUAGACUUUAUGCUGAUGUGUAUUGAUAUAUCACUCUAUGGAGACCUGAACAUAUAAGGCAUAUUUCAUGUGUGUUGUUUCAAUUAGUAAUAAAAAUGUUAUAACUCA
This is a messenger RNA of Salvelinus fontinalis (brook trout), 2837 nucleotides long. It is a transcript of the gene gipc3, whose product is annotated as GIPC PDZ domain containing family, member 3. Gene Ontology annotation, molecular function: protein binding. The transcript is spliced from 6 exons. NCBI's taxonomy places the organism in Eukaryota, Metazoa, Chordata, Actinopteri, Salmoniformes, Salmonidae. The record is from RefSeq and is a predicted model, not a curated record. The coding region runs from base 159 to 1160 and encodes 333 amino acids.